AUGGCGAGGAGAAAGGAUCGGGUGCUUGGGCGAAAGUUCCAACAUGGGACGGUGCUCCAACUACGUGGAGGGCCUUCCAACGUGAAAUGGUGGGUCUCCUCGCUGGACCUGGAGAGCACCAAGAAGUACAACUUAGCGGCUCGGUUCUUGCUUAGACAGACCGGGAUUGUUAGGCAGCAUGGCGAAGAGUUCUCUCCAGAGGAUUUGCAGUAUCGUCCGGCUCAGACCAUCACUGACCCAGAUAGUGGCGAAGUCUUUGAGAUUGAGAAGGAAGACUGUUUGUUUGGCUUGAAAAAACUGAUGCAAGCCCUAGAGGGCAUUAAUGGAAUGACUGCACUGGAUAAGAACGGCGAGUUGAGGUCACAGUAUUCAAUACGCAAACCUGGAGAGAGAGUUUCUGAGUUUUCUACAGGGUUUCGAACUGUUGUGGCAGAUCUUCGCUCUGAACAGGUGCAGUUGCGGUCCUCUGAGGUUGGUUGGUUUUAUAAGGAGAAGCUUGGACUUGAUCCUUUGCGUAAGCAGUUGCUUGAGACUGCAUUGCAAGGUGCUGACGAUUAUCAGACAAUUGAGACUGAAACAUUGAGGACAUUCUCCAAACCCAGGCCGAAUGCUUUGCGGCUGAACUCCAAGAGGCCGAAGAGAUGGGCGGGGCUUCCAUGCGAAGAUGUGGAAUGUUUAGAGCAGAACUUUGAACAAGCCGCUGAGGCUUUAGUCACAAUGAAAGAGGCGAGAAGCCGCUUGCAAGAGAUCCGAAAGGAUUGUGGCUAUGACCGCUCUGGUGAUGGCAAGGGCAAUGGAAAGACAGGUCAAGUUGCGUCUCGACAGGCAUCUGGGAAGCGUGCAUGCUUCGAUUGUGGGAUGCACGGCCAGUGUGCUGGAGAUAAGGAAUGCACCAUGCCAGGUGCUGGUUUGGGACGCAAGAGCGCUUCUGCACCAAAGGCGAAAGCAAAACAACUGCGCCUUGCUGAAGCGCUGAAUGCAGAGUUGGCUCUCUCCGAGGACAAGUUGGGACGUUGGACUCUGCAUGCCAUCGAACUUGCUGUGGGCCCGUUUGGAUGGAUUCGUACAUGGCCAAACUUGCACAGUUGGCUGGACCAGAUGGCAGCGGGUCACUUCAUGCUGCGGCUUUUGCCGUUGCGUUGGCCGAGAAGCAACAAUUUCCCCGUCAACAUCCUCUACGACGUCCUGGUGCACGUGCUGGCAAUGGAAGCUCAGCAAGCAGCCUUGCUUCCUGCGCUUGUGGCCCAGGCUCAGGCCGAUGCCUCAGUCAUUGUGACUUUGGGGCCUGUGGCUCAAAAGACCCUGAUGGCCGAAUGUCGGCAAGCCUUUGCUCCGUACCGAUGGAGAAGGUUCAUCAUGCGUUUACUUGGAAGGCGUCAAUGGUACGAGCAAGCUUGCUUUUGUGUUUGGUGGCGCGCCGAAGCAAUGGUUGGCCAAGCUGUUCUUCCUCGUGCUCACCAUCAUUUGGCAUUGGAAGCCAAACCAUAUACAGCCAAGAACUUACUGGAGCUUCAAGGAUUUCGAGAUCGAGUUGGCUGGCGCUUUGCAUUCUUGGAAGACUCCCUGCUGAGCAGUUUUCUUUUGACAAAGACCAUACGUGGUCAGCAACAGCGUUUGAAGAUGGAGGCAAUCCAAGAAAUGAAGGACAAGGUUCAAGAGGAAGUGCAAGAGGAAGACCGAACACAACUGGCCAGACAGUUGAUUGGUCCUCGUGGGGGCUUGCCCACUCUCAAGGACGACUUGGUCCGCUUGGCACAUUUGGUCUAUGUGGAGGUGGAACCGAAGGACACGGUCGCCAUUUUGCAGGCCAAGAUUCGGCCGGUAGUGGCUUCGCUCAAGGAGAACAAGCCAGUGGCGAAACCAAGUUCAGUGACGCCGUCAACGGCAGCGCCCAAGAGCUCGGCCACUGCUGCCAAGGCCGCAACACCGGCCGCAUCCACUUCGUCAACAUGGUCAGUUGUGAAUCCAACUGAUGCGGACGAUCGAAUGAUGCAGAUGAUCGCCAUGCAGGACCAGAAAUUCCAGGCCAUGAGGAAUCAAGUGAUGCAGCAUGUGAUGAGCCUGCAGCAGUUGCCAUCUGGGGCGAUCAAUCUGGACAGCGAAGACGCCAACAUGAACGAGAACCCAAAAGCUCUGACAAUGUGUACACAGACACCGAGCCCAUUGCGAAGGCUGCCCAGCGCAUUGGACUUAGAGCUGGUGACAGUCUUACUCUUGGGACGGGAUGGGAUUUCAAAGAUGCCCGUCACUGAGAAGCGAGCAGAUGCCAAGGAGUUGGUGGUGUUUGCCGUUGAGUUUGCCAUGAUUCAGCUUGCGGGCUGUCGCCACUUUGUGCUGGAGAAUCCAUCAGCAUGGAAGCUGGAGGAGGUGAUUGCUCUGUGUGAAAGAGAUGAUGUACUCGAAGUGGUGGUAGACACGUGCCGCUUUGGUCUGAGAAGUGCUGAAGGAGGUUACCAGAAGAAAGCGACAAAACCGGUGACAUCUUCCCAAGCCUUGAUCACGGCUUUUUGGAAUCAGCGCUGCUUGGGAGAUCACAUGCAUUCGCAUGUCAUUGGCGGCUCAAAGAUCACUAACGCAUUCAUGGACCAGUAUGGCUUUGAGCAGCUUCCUGGGGAGGUCUCUGACUUUGACGAUGACGGCGCGAUUGAAGUGUUUGCGGCGGAAUCUGCAGCGGCGCGAAUGAAGUGUUUGCGGCGGCUUGCUCCGGCACUGCUGAUUGCUGGUGCGCCUCCAGCUGCUAUUGAAGCUGCCAAGCAGUUGAAAUGCUCAGUCUGUGCGGAAAGAAGGCCACCGAAGAGUCGUUUGCCUUCAUCACUGCCGCCACCUCGUUGGUCAGCAGGCCGCAAUCCUCAAUCUUCUGCUGAUGUCUUGAGCAAUUUUUGUGGACAUGUGGCGGAGCACUUGCUUUUGGAGGCUGAUGCAUCAAUGGCCCGGCAGGUGGCGAUUAGAGAGACGGCCAGAGUGGCCGUGGUGCGACUUCACUACAGCCGAGGCCAGCUCACCAAGCGCCCUAUGGAAAUUCUCUGGAAGGCAUCAUCACUUGAGAACUUUGCUGCUGGUUCUUGGGAGGCUGCCAUAGAUGUUGUGCUGAAAGCAGCACAAUGUGACGUUGUUGCCGAUGAUGCUUUGCCAGCGCAACAGCCUGAAUCAUUGGAUGAUGGUCUUGAUGGGCAACAGACAGCUGCACCUUUCACCCCUGUCCUUGCACCUCCUGUAUUGUCCAACACUGAGAUUGUGGCAGCUCUACAACCACAAGGAAGCGGUCAGACGGCUGGCUCCAGACGACAAUCGUCGAUGCUUGCAGAUGUGGCUUUUCAAUUUGGUUCUGACACACAGAACUUGAAUCUUGCAGUGCCAGACCAGCAGCCUGAACAUGGGCGCUCGAGAUUGCUAAGCACUGUGGAGCUGGAUAGGCGUGCCCCUCUUGACAACUUGGAGUACGGCCACGGAUGGAAUGCCUACGUUGACAGCAAUCCAAUCCAAGUGUUGCCCAUGCAAGAAUCAAUGCAAGUCCGAAAGGAUCCGGCUCGACGCCAGGAACUGGAUCGAAUUCUACAGCCCAGGUCCGCUUUGACGGUCAAACAUGAUGGACUUCGCACGGCAUCUCAUCCUUUGCCUAUCAAGGUAAGCAGCCGCAUUGUUGUGCCAGGGUACAAGGACAAGAGCAACUUGGAAGGCAAUCUCCGACGUGAUUUUUCAAUUGGUCCACGGAUGGCUCAACAUUUUCUUUUCUCCUUGGCUGCUUUCUUUACACAUUGGAUGCUGAUUGCUGCAGAUGUGAAAGAAUAUUUGGGCUGGCAGACGCCCCCAGAGAAUGGUGGGUCCGUUUGUCAAGAUCCAUGGAAGAGCAUGGUAGGUGGUGCAGCUAGAAAGGCUUCAUCGGAUGCCAUAGAACCUGAGAACCUGAAAGAUCGUUUGCCUCGCCACCGCAAAUCAGAUCCAUCGUCCAAGCCGGAUGCGACGGAGACGAAGAGACUUCGAGCAUUGCUUGGAAGCUUCCAAUGGUUGGUUUCAACACUUCAAGGAGAGAGCCCGCCCACGACUUCUAUGAUCUUGAGGGCGGCAAACUCCCUGGCGAAAUUCAAAUUGAUGGUCUCCGACGCCACGCUCGGAAAUUUACGACGUGAUGGCUCGAAUGCUGGCGAAUCCAUCACCAAGACCUACCCUCAGGGUUGCUACUUUGCAUUUCUGGCUGAUGGUGAUCUCACCGAGGGUCGUCAAGGGAACUUCAACAUACUCGAUGCCAGGUCUCACAGAAUUCCCCGUGUAUGUAGAUCAACGUACGCGGCCGAGUCCUUGGCUGCCGAAGAAGCUCUUGAUGUGGGCCAGCUAUGUCGAGGUUUUCUGUUGACAACGAGGGGUCAUGACACUUUUGGACGCAAUGCAGAUCUCGGAACCAGUGCUGUGAAGAUGACACUGACUGUGGAUGCCAAAGAUGUGCAUGACAAAAGAAAUUCAGACACGCCCAGCUUCGGAAGUCGAAAGUGCUUAGCCUUUACAGUGGCUUGGAUGCGCUCCGUUCUCCGCAAGCCGAACACUGGGUAG
This is a messenger RNA of Cladocopium goreaui, 4545 nucleotides long. Lineage: Eukaryota; Dinophyceae; Suessiales; Symbiodiniaceae. The record is from the annotation of a GenBank genome assembly.